AUGGGCGCGUUGUCCGUGGUGGUGCAUGCGGUAACGGGGAAGCUCGUCGCCCUGCUGCACGAGUUUGCGCUGCUCCCCUUCAUCCGCAAAGACGUCGUCUUCCUCAAGGCCAAGCUAGAAAGAAUGAUCCCGGCGAUCCACUAUUGCUCAACCCACGACGAGCCAGACGCCCAGAUGAGGGACUGGGUCAACCGCGUCCGCGAGCUCGCCUACGACGUCGAUGACUGGGUCAACCUGUUUAUCAUCCGUGUCGAUGCCGCCGCCGGCAUCGGGGGCAACCCCUCCUGCAGGUCUCAAGGGUGGUUUCGCAGCACUGCGCGCAAGAUCACAACACUCUCCACCCGCCGCGCCAUGUACAGGGAGCUUCAGGAACUAAAGAAGCGUCUCAUUGAGUUAGCAGGGCGGCGAGAGAGCUACAUGUUCCCCGACGCGCCCCUCCCCGCCAAGCAUCUUGUUAUUGAUUCUCGCUUUUCCAUGCUCUUCGAAGAUAUUGAGAGACUUGUCGGCCUGGCCAGGCCGAUGGAAGAGGUGACCAAGAUGGUUACCGAAUCUGGGGGCAAGGCUGAGCUCAAGACCGUCUGCAUCGUCGGCAUGGCCGGAUCCGGGAAGACGACGCUCGCCAAUGCGGUGUACAUGCGGCUCAGAGAGGAGAACUGCUUCCAGUGUCACGCGUUCGUCACUGUGGGGCAGAAGCCAGAGCUCAAGAACACUCUCAUGCACAUGUUCUCGAUGCUCGACAACGGGCACCAACAGAUAGGUGAGGACAUUGACGACCUCAUCGUGCGGUUCAGACACAUACUGGAGAAGAAAAGAUACCUUGUUGUGGUUGAUGAUUUAUGGACGAACGAACAUUGGCAAAGCAUAAAGUCUUGUUUUCCAGAGAACUCUCUUGCUAGUAGGAUAAUCACCACAACAAGGAACGCUUCAUUGGCAGCGGAAUGUUCUUCCAGUUCAAGCGAUUGCAUUUACAACAUUGGGCUUCUUAGUGAAGUGGACUCUAAAAAGUUACUCCUGAAUAGAGCCUUUGGUUCUGAGCAUGAUUAUCCUCAACAUUUGGAGGAUGUUUUUCCCAAAAUUAUUAAAAGAUGUGGUGGCCUGCCUCUUGCUUUAGUUACCGUAGCAUCCAUGUUAGCAGAUCAGUAUUCAAACAAUAAAUGGGAUAUACCACCUAUUGGAUGGAGAUGGUUAUCACAUCCAGAUGCAGGAAAUGUUGUGCAUAUAGUUGCUCUUAGCUACAACGAUCUACCGCCACAUCUCAGGAAAUGUCUGCUGUAUCUAAGCACAUUUCCUGGGAACGAAGAAGUUGACAUAGACCGGCUAGUAAGGCGAUGGGUUGCGGAAGAAUUAAUCUUAAAUGAGCACGGUGCAAGUGGGGAGGAAACAGCAAGAAUAUACCUGGGUCAGCUCAUUAGCGUAAACAUGGUACGGCCAUUGCUUCUGAACAAGGAUGGUGUAAGGUGUUGCAGGCUUCACCCCGUGAUACAUGAUUUCCUUGUCUAUAAAUCCAUGGGAGAGAAGUUUAUCACUAUAGUGGACGCAGAGCACCAAGAUGUCCCAUCCAACAACAUGUGCAGCACUAUCCGUCGGCUAUUUCUGCGAAGCAGCAGCAUGCAAGAUCAAGACCUUGCACGGAAUGGCAAUAUGAACCUAUCACAGGCUCGCUCAAUCAUCGUCACUGGCCAGGCCAGCACUGCGCCUCACUUGACUGAUCUGAGAGUGGUGCGCGUUCUGGACCUCGAAGGCUAUGAGGGGAUGGUAUGCCUUGAUGGCCUGGAAAAACUUCUGCUGCUCAGGUACUUGAGCCUCAGGGGCACUAAUGUAAGUGAGCUCCCGGAGACACUAGGGGAGUUAAGGUGCCUAGAGACACUGGAUGUCAGAUCCACAAAGGUGAAAGAGCUGCCUCAAAGCAUUGUGGGGCUACAGAAUUUGGAAACACUUCUUGUUAGUGGUGGACGAAUGAAUAGUUCGAUUGAACCAGCAACAAGGAUUCCAGAGGAUAUGCGCAUUUGCCACUUGCCUGAGAAACUAGCUGCCGUUGAUUUAAGAGAACUCCCUGCAAGUGCAAGCAUUGUAAAUGCUCUCGGUGGCCUCGACCGAUUGAGGGUACUUGAAAUAUCUUGGUCCUCUCAACAAUGCAUUGAGGGUGCCUACUGUGAAGCAUUACUAUCAUCCAUGGAGAAGUGGAGCCAGCUCAAGUCUCUGACCAUACACUGUGGACUCGGUUGUUCGAUGGAAUUUCUGAGCUCCCUGUCUCAUCCACCGGAGCUACUUGAGAAGUUUAAGGUGACAGCUGGAGGUUUUCUAAGUGUUCCGAAAUGGAUCCAAGGACUCAACUCACUAUAUUUCGUGCAAAUCAACGUGUGCAGACUAGUGACUGAUGAUGAUCUGAACAUACUCGGAGGCUUACCAAAAUUGCAGCUCCUGGUACUAGGCUUGGACUUUGUUCCUACAAAAGUUAUAGUGAUUGAAACUGAGGGAUUCAAUGAGCUUUGGGGAUUCUCAGUCAAUUGCCCAGCGCCGUGGCUCACUUUCAGGACAGCAGCCAUGCCAAAGCUCACACAUCUUCAACUAGAGUUCUGCUCAGGUUCAGCAAUGCAAGAGAGUGUUCCAUAUGGUAUCGGCAACCUCCAAAGCCUCACGGAGGUAGCCCUCCUUUACAACCAGGAAUGGUGUGCAAAUAGCUCUAGCAUCGUAAGGACAGUUGAUGCUGUGAAAAGACAGGUCGCCAAGCAUCGCAAUCCAAUUAACCUCGUCAUCAACAACACUAAAGUUGAUGUCGUCCAAGAGGUUGAUGAGGAGACUGAGAGCCUAGCCGAAACUCAAAGCAGCAAUGUUCAGUUUCAGCAAGUUGGCGAGGAGGUAGUGAGGACUAGAGUGGAGACUUGGGGUGAAAUUGAAGAAGUUGAAGGUGAUAACAUUAACCACGCAUAGCUCUCAAGUCUCAAGACAAGGAAUGGUGAUCCGCAUGCAAGAUGCAUCAAUUGCUUAAAUGAAAGGAGUACACUGCUUCAGGUGAGGUGGAGAUGAGAACAAGAGUUGCAGGCGCUGAUGCUACAAUAGCAAAUUGCUCCUGUCACUGGAGCUCCUGUGUUGCUGUUGGCCUGACCACUUGCAUCCAUAUCGCCGUGUCAGAUGAUCUGCAUUUGUUUGGCCAUGCCGUGUUUUAUGUUUGCCGUUUGCUGUCUGCGAGUUUGUUAUGUUGGUGAUUGUAACCAAUAUGUUGCUAGUCCUAUGUGGAAGGAACUCGGCAGCUCUUCCAGUGUCAUACCAGAAGUUUGCAAGUUCCAGAGAUGACACCUAAGAUUCAGAUACUGGACUAUGUGCAUUCAGCUCUGUUUUGGAUUGCUUGUAAUAAGGGACUUGCCGUGGUAAUGCAAGAGCCGUCUUGUGAAAUGUUCCUGUGUCAGUAACUUGGACUGUUUCAGAUGUGAUUUGUGCAUA
Molecule: messenger RNA, 3441 nt
Organism: Panicum virgatum (switchgrass)
Lineage: Eukaryota; Viridiplantae; Streptophyta; Magnoliopsida; Poales; Poaceae
Product: disease resistance protein RGA5-like
Exons: 3
Coding region: 1-2931 (976 amino acids)
Biological process (GO): defense response to other organism
Molecular function (GO): ADP binding
Source: RefSeq, a predicted model, not a curated record